Molecule: messenger RNA, 615 nt
Organism: Phytophthora sojae
Lineage: Eukaryota; Oomycota; Peronosporomycetes; Peronosporales; Peronosporaceae
Exons: 6
Coding region: 1-615 (204 amino acids)
Biological process (GO): microtubule-based movement; cytoskeleton-dependent intracellular transport
Cellular component (GO): kinesin complex; microtubule
Molecular function (GO): microtubule motor activity; ATP hydrolysis activity; ATP binding
Source: RefSeq, a predicted model, not a curated record
AUGUCUGAAAAUGUGCAGGUCGCGGUGCGGGUUCGCCCCUACAACGAGCGCGAGAAGUCCAUGGAGAGCACGUCGUGCAUACGUAUGGUGAAGGAAACUCAGCAGACGAUCAUCACAGACCCAGAGACAAACGUGGAGAAGGUUUUUACGUUCGAUUACAGCUACAAUAGCUUUGUUCCAGCAUCUGAACCUGACCAUGCGUCACAACAAACUGUAUGGGAAGAUAUUGGUAUCAAGGUGCUUGAGCACGCGUGGAAUGGAUUCAACGUUAGCUUGUUUGCCUAUGGUCAAACAGGUGCAGGAAAAUCUUUCUCCAUGGUUGGAUACGGUACCGACAAAGGAAUCAUUCCCAAGGCCUCGGAGGUGAUUUUCGAGCGAAUCGAGGCAAAUACAACAGAAGUCACGUUCAAAGUUGAAGCCAGCAUGAUGGAGAUUUACAACGAGCGCGUCAAAGACCUGUUUAAUCCAUCGUCAGAUAAUUUAAAGGUCCGUGAUCACCCGAGUCAAGGCCCGUAUGCCGAGGGUCUCACUCGUAGCGCAGUAUCAUCAUACCUCGAAAUUGACAGGGUGAGCUGCGUGGCCAUCUCUUGGGUUCCUUUCUCCAAAAUCAAUUGA